UAUAUGUGUGAAUGUGUCAACUUUCAUUAGUGAAAGGCUGUGCAUUCCCUUUUUAUGUCACUGGGAGUCGCCACAAGGGGGAGGGACUUAGGCACGGAGGGACAAUGCUCGUGUUUGUGCAAAGGCCCCUGAGUGGCGGCUCUGUUGGAUCUCUUGUGCCUGACUGCGGCUGCUGCACACAUUGUCAGCGAGCAGAGGGGGACGCGGACAGCUUCCUCUGACCGGUCAAUGCAUUGACAGAGUGAAUAGAGCAGGGUUGAAAGAAAGCAGUGCUGAAGGGAAAGGCAUGCUCAGAAUGCCACUGGGCUCCAGAAAAGACAGAUCGAGAGAGAGAGAGACCGAGAAAAGGGAGGAUCCAGUUCCAAGGUGAUUUAUUUUUACCAAAGAGUGGCUGUUCUUCCCAAAAGGGAAGGGUGUGAAGGUUGGCACACCAUUCCAGGAGGCUGGCCGGGUGGGCCGUGGAAGGUUUGUGCUGACACUUUUGCAGCAGAGAGAGAAGAAUUGGAGGAAAUCAGUUAAAGUGUGGCCAAAAUGGCCGAGAAGAAAGUGAGCCUCCCUGCUAAGCUGAUUAAUGGGGGCGUGGCUGGACUGGUGGGCGUGACUUGUGUGUUUCCCAUUGAUCUCGCCAAGACUCGCCUACAAAACCAGCAGGGUGCUCGUGUUUAUAAUGGAAUGCUGGACUGUUUGGCAAAGACGAUCAAAAUGGAGGGUUACUUUGGCAUGUAUCGAGGUGCAGCUGUGAAUCUUACACUGGUCACUCCAGAGAAAGCCAUCAAACUGGCUGCCAAUGAUGUCUUUAGACAGAAGCUCUCCAAAGAUGGAAAAUUACCUCUGUGGGGGGAAAUCCUUGCUGGCUGUGGGGCCGGAACCUGUCAGGUGGUAGUCACCACCCCCAUGGAAAUGCUAAAAAUACAACUACAGGAUGCUGGCAGGUUGGCUGCUCAGCGGACUGUCACUGCCUCUGCCCCAGCUGCUGGUCCGACCCCCUCAUUGGUUGCCUCUCAGGCGGCCCAGCCAGGCACCAACGCCCCUCCUCGAGCCUCAGCAACCCGUAUCACCCUGGAGCUACUCAAGACCCGAGGCCUCAGGGGUCUUUAUAAGGGUGCAGGUGCUACACUGAUGAGGGACGUUCCGUUCUCCAUGAUCUACUUCCCGCUGUUCGCCAACCUCAACGCUGUGGGCCGCAAUGAGGAUCGCCAUAGCAACCCCCAGGAGCGGGCCCCCUUCCUGCAGUCUUUCGUGGCUGGUUGCACGGCCGGCUCAGUGGCGGCAGUAGCUGUCACUCCCCUGGACGUUAUAAAGACCCGCUUACAGACCUUACAGAAGGGAGAGGGAGAAGACUCUUAUAGAGGCAUCAUUGACUGCACACAACGCAUCUUAAAGCGAGAGGGACCAGCCGCAUUUCUCAAGGGAGCAACGUGUCGUGCUUUGGUCAUCGCUCCGCUCUUCGGCAUUGCUCAGGGCGUGUACUUCCUGGGUAUCGGCGAGCACGUGCUGGGCCUGCUGGGAUAGCGGCAGGUGAUGUCACCUCAAUCAUCAUACUCACGUUACUGUUUCUACAUGGGCCAAGAGAUGAUGAUGAGAGAUGAAGGAAGUUGCGACAAUGGAAAAAAGAAGGUCCCCGACUUUAUUUGCGAUAAGGUAAAGAUGGAGAGAAAUUCACGUACCCAACCAAAGGAGGUUCAGACACUUUGGAAGAACAGAGAAUGGUUGUGUAAUGCUAACAUAAAAGCCUAUAUUGCACACUAACCAAGUACCUAAAAACUGCAAACAGGGUUCUUUAGGUAAGACAGGGUCCUGGAAGGGUUAUUAUUUUUAUAUCUUUAAAGCCCAUAGUUACAAUCAGUUUUAAACCAACAUGAUUCAUGGUUGAUUGAUCUGUUGUGAACAGGGUCGAUGUGUAUUUUAAAUUGCAGAAAGGAGACUUGAAUCAAAGUUGAAAUGAAUCCAGAUCUUCCAAAUUUAUGUUUUGGCUCUCUACCGUUGAAUCCCACCCCUUUAAAGUGUUAGUUCACCCAAAAAUGAAAUUUCUGUCAUUAAUCACUCACCCUCAUGUCGUUCCACACCUGAAGACCUUUUUGAUGAAAUUCGAUGGCUCAGUGAGGCCUCCAUUGCCAG
Megalobrama amblycephala (Wuchang bream) is the source of this 2118-nucleotide messenger RNA. It is a transcript of the gene slc25a18, whose product is annotated as solute carrier family 25 member 18. Gene Ontology annotation, molecular function: L-aspartate transmembrane transporter activity; L-glutamate transmembrane transporter activity. Gene Ontology annotation, biological process: malate-aspartate shuttle; aspartate transmembrane transport; L-glutamate transmembrane transport. Bases 532 to 1512 code for a protein of 326 amino acids. The transcript has 11 exons. NCBI's taxonomy places the organism in Eukaryota, Metazoa, Chordata, Actinopteri, Cypriniformes, Xenocyprididae. The record is from RefSeq and is a predicted model, not a curated record.